Molecule: messenger RNA, 861 nt
Organism: Ustilaginoidea virens
Lineage: Eukaryota; Fungi; Ascomycota; Sordariomycetes; Hypocreales; Clavicipitaceae
Exons: 1
Coding region: 1-861 (286 amino acids)
Cellular component (GO): mitochondrial inner membrane
Molecular function (GO): S-adenosyl-L-methionine transmembrane transporter activity
Source: RefSeq, a predicted model, not a curated record
AUGUCCGCUUCGCCUCCCCCGACGUUCCAAGCCGCCCUCCUGGCCGGCGCCCUCGCCGGCACCACCGUCGACCUCUCCCUCUUCCCCCUCGACACGCUCAAGACGCGCCUCCAGUCGUCGGCGGGCUUCUUCCCCUCGGGCGGCUUCUCCGGCAUCUACCGCGGCAUCGGCUCGGCCGUCGUGGGGUCCGCCCCCGGCGCCGCCGUCUUCUUCUCCACCUACGAGGCCGUCAAGGCGCUGCUGUCGCCGCGCGUGCCCGACGCCGUCGCCAACAUGGCGGCCGCCAGCGCCGGCGAGGUGGCCGCCUGCGCGGUCCGCGUGCCCACCGAGGUGGUCAAGCAGCGCGCCCAGGCGGGCCUGCACGGCGGCAGGUCCGCCGCCGCCCUGCGCGCCAUCCUCGCCCUGCGCCGCGCCGGCGGCCUGCGCGCCGUGCGGAGCGAGCUCUACCGCGGCUGGGGCAUCACCGUCUUCCGCGAGGUGCCCUUUACCGUCGUGCAGUUCCCGCUGUGGGAGGCCCUCAAGGCCUGGGGGGCGCGCCGCCGCGGCGCCGACCGCGACCGCGACCGCGAGCGAGAGCGCGAGCACGCCGACGUGUCGGGCCUGCAGAGCGCCCUGUUCGGCAGCGUCGCCGGCGCCGCUGCCGCCGCCGCCACCACGCCCCUCGACGUGCUUAAGACGCGCGUCAUGCUCUCCCCGGUGAGGGUGUCCGUCGCCGACGUCGCCGCCAGGAUGCUCAGGGACGAGGGCGUCAGGCCCUUCUUCGCCGGCCUGGUGCCCCGGGUGACGUGGAUAUCUGUCGGCGGCGCCGUUUUCCUGGGGAGCUAUCAGUGGGCCAUCAACACAGCGAGGAGCAUUGCAUAA